GUCCACUUCCGUCGUAACACAUUCUGGAUAGUAUCUUAUCAUGGCCGCCUAGGUAAAGCGGAACGCCAUGCCGUUCAAAGCAGCGUCGACGGAUGGCCCCGUUUGCUGCCUGUGCGGGGGCAACAGGCACGGCGAGCCGCCUCCCGACGUAGUCCGGCGAAUCACGUACCACGACAGGUCGUCGCGCCCCAGGGAGGCUUCCAGCGCAGCGGGAGCAUUCCGGCUUGCAAUCUCUGGAAAGGCGCGGAACGGCGGAGAUCGCAGACGAGCGGAGGGGCGGAGCGAGCAGGAGGAUGGCGGAGGAAGCGGAAAGGGAGCGGCGAGGGGAGCCGGGGCGGAACACGCCGCGGAGGGGGAGUCGCGCGAGAUGCGGUGGCCGCCAAUGCGGCCAGAUCCGCACUUCGCGGACCCCUGUGCACGCUACGACGACUGUUUCUUCGACCACAAUGAUUUUCUCAUCUCCUGCCCGCUCCACACGCGCUCCCUCAUGCUGCGUCGCCACGGCUCCCACCUGCCCGAAUUCAACGCCUUUUUCGGGCAGCCCGCGGGCAGGCUGUCCGGGCAGAUGGUCGGGCUCUUGGCGGCUGCCCGAGAAGCUGCCCAGAGGGACGAGGAGGAGGAGGCGCGGGCUGCUGCAGACUUGGAGAUAGUUCCUGGAGGCGAAGGCGAACAAUCAGGAGUGACUGCCGGGGGGGACAGUUGGGACGCGAGAGCUAGAGCAACAGGAGCAGCAGCAGAAGGAGCAGCAGCAACAGCAGCAGCCGCUGGGUCAGCAGGACGAGUGAGAGACGCCGUGGAGAGCGGCACCCAGACAGCAUCACCUGACGCACUAGAUCCUGCAAACGCGACAGAAACCGCCAAGGCGCCACUGUCUACACCAGCAGCACCUGCACCAGCAGAAGCAAAAGCAGCAGCAGCACCAGCAGAAGCAGUAGCAGAAGCAGCAGAAGCAGCAGCAGCAGCAGCAGCAGCAGAAGGAGCACCAGCAGAAGCAGUAGCAGCAGCAGCAGAAGCAGCACCAGCUGCUUCCCUGGCCCCUUCCACCCAGCCCCCCAGCACCCCCCCUCCUGUCCCCCCCACCUCCGCCUUCCCUCCCUGGUCCGCCAUAGGCGGGCUCCGCCCCGUCAUCCUCUCCCUCACAGAGCUCGUCCUGCUGCCCCUGCGCUACCCAGCCCUCUUCCCCUCACUCGGGAUCGCACCCCCACGCGGCGUGCUCUUGCACGGGCUGCCGGGCACCGGGAAGACCCUUGUCGUGAGGGCGCUGGCAGGGGCGUGCGCGCGGGGGGAGCGGGAAGUGGCGUUUUUCGCGCGGCACGGGGCGGAUUGCCUGGGGAAGUACGUGGGGGACGCGGAGAAGCAUCUGCGGCUGCUGUUUGAAGUUGCGAAGCAACGACAGCCGUCGAUUAUCUUCUUCGAUGAGCUGGAUGGGCUCGCACCAGCGCGGGGCCCGAACCAGGACCCGACUCACAGCUCGGUGGUGGCCACUCUCCUGGCGUUGCUAGACGGGUUGGAUUCGAGGGGGGCGGUUACCGUGAUUGCAGCCACCAAUAGGAUUGAUGCGAUUGAUCCUGCCCUGCGCCGCCCGGGCAGGUUCGACCGUGAAAUUUUCUUUCCGCUGCCCGGGGUCAAGGACCGGAAGGCUAUUUUGAAAGCGAUAACACGAGGGUGGGGGGCAGGGGUGGCACCUUCUGGGAAAGUUCUUGAGGAGUUGGCGGGGAGGAGUGAGGGUUUUGCAGGGGCAGAUCUCCGAGCAGUCUGCAACGAUGCGCUGAUGGCUGCCCUGAGAAAAAAAUUUCCCAUGGAGACGGCUUUGGCACUCGAUGCGCUGCCCGGGGCUGAAGCGUUCGGUUCUGGGCAGCCCCAAAUGCCCGCAGCGGGAACACCCUCUUGUCCACGUGGCACAAACUCAUUGGUGCAAGCGAAGAUGUAUCGUCUGCCUAUCCCUGAGAUCCAGGUGGAUGCACAGGAUUGGCUGGCAGCGUUGCAGCGCGCACAGGUGCCUUGUGCCCUCCGAACCGCAGCAGCCAGCUUCGGCAAAUUAGGUCUGGCCACCGUGCCUCGGUAUCUGUUACCAAUCCUGGCCCCUGCUUUGGUUCGGCUGGUCCGAUCACUGGCUGAGACUGCAGGGGUUGGGGACGUUAUGCGAGAUGGGAUGAACGACAGGAUAGGGGAUGAGGAGGAGGAUAGUGAGGAGGGUAGUGAGGAGGAAGGGGAGGAGGAGGGGGAGGAGGAGGAUGAGAUGAGGGAGAGUGAGGAAGGGACGAGUGAAGAGGGGGAAGAAGAGGAGGGGGAGGAGCAGGAGGUCGCCUGUGCCAUACAGCAGAGCGUGCUGUCGCUGACUUCAGCACUGCAUGGUAAUGAUGCUGUGCUGAUGUCAGCAGAGCUUGGGCAGUGGGCACACACAAAUGGGUGAGAGCAUGGCUUGGUGACCACACAUGGAUGGAUUCAGAGCUGAGCACGCCUGUCUGUGACCCUCCUGGCUCUGCUCUAUUUGUGCUUUACCUGCAAACAAUUGUAUUGUCCUAUUUCGCACUCUGUCCUCUGUGCAUAUCAACACCCCUGUGCAUUUAUA
This is a messenger RNA of Closterium sp. NIES-67, 2572 nucleotides long. The record is from the annotation of a GenBank genome assembly. Lineage: Eukaryota; Viridiplantae; Streptophyta; Zygnematophyceae; Desmidiales; Closteriaceae.